Molecule: messenger RNA, 1094 nt
Organism: Branchiostoma belcheri (Belcher's lancelet)
Lineage: Eukaryota; Metazoa; Chordata; Leptocardii; Amphioxiformes; Branchiostomatidae
Product: complement C1q-like protein 3
Exons: 2
Coding region: 135-875 (246 amino acids)
Molecular function (GO): protein binding
Source: RefSeq, a predicted model, not a curated record
CACAGCUCAUCAAAUCAUCCUGUGCACGUUUCGCUGUUGCAUUUGGCAGGGUUGGCAGAACUUUUGUAUCCCAGGUGGGAGAUUUUCCCCGUCAGUUGACAAGCUGUGCUACCACCAAGUCUAAGCUUUUCAAAAUGGCUAUGAUGGGGCUACUUUCUGUAACCAUUGUCGUCUGUAGUUUGCUAUACAACGGCGUAUCAUCAGCGGUGGAAGAGAAAAAUGAAGAGGGAUCCUGUUCCCGACAGCUCAACCAGAACAUCACGGUUGUGGCCGCACCCGGACCCGUCGGACCGAAAGGGGACACGGGACCGAAAGGUCCCCCCGGCAUGCCAGGGAAGGCAGGCGUGAGGGGCCCACCAGGCAGGCUCGGCCCGGUUGGACCAAGGGGGGAGCGGGGGGACAAGGGUGAACGGGGACCAGCCGGUGAGAAGGGAGCACCUGGGACCAGCCCACCUGGCCGGCGCCUGCCUGUCGUGGCGUUUUCCGUGGCGCGAACGGGCGGACUUAACCGGACAUUGUCCAGCACAGUCCUGACGUAUGACGUCAUCCUUAGCAACGAGGGAGAAGCAUACAACGAGGAGACGGGCAAGUUUGCGACAAUGGUCGGAGGCGUCUACUUCUUCACGUUUACCGGGAUGCACCCAAACACGCCCGGCAGCCACUAUCGUCUCCACCUGAUGAAGAAUGGCGAGAAGAUGGUCGGUCUGCACGAGCACAACGGGCCGCAAAACCAGCACCAGUCCAGCAGUAACAGCGCCAUCCUGCACCUACUUCCCCGCGACGAGGUUUGGGUGGAGCUGGACAGUGACCGCUCUCUGUACAGCGACGACGACAGAUACCUGACGUUUUCCGGGUUUCUCAUUCACGCAGACUGAAACAGGACGAUUUUUUGUAGCAGGCUUUUCAGCAAGGUUUUGAUGAGCACCUACAUGUAUGACUCAAGACAACGAUCUCUGUCACAAGGACAAAUAUAACCAUACAAGUGAAUACUAGAAGUUAUCUAAGCAACUGAAUAGAUCAUCUGGAUCAGUAUUGGCCACUUGGGCUCAAAAUUUAUUGUUGGGAAUUGGUAAUAUUGUUGCACCCAUUUUACA